Messenger RNA from Microthlaspi erraticum, 1821 nucleotides. Lineage: Eukaryota; Viridiplantae; Streptophyta; Magnoliopsida; Brassicales; Brassicaceae. The record is from the annotation of a GenBank genome assembly.
AUGUCAGCAAAGAAGAAAGAUCUUUUGUCAUCGGCCAUGAAGAGAACCAGCGAAUGGAUUUCAUCUCAGGAAGUCUCUAGUGAUGUCACAGUUCAUGUAGGAGAAGCUUCGUUUUCACUGCACAAGUUUCCACUCUUGUCAAAAUGUGGGCUUAUCAAAAAACUUGUGUCCGAAUCAAACAAAGAUUCAGAAGCAACUGUCAUCAAAAUCUCAGACAUCCCUGGAGGCUCCGAAUCAUUCGAGCUAGCGGCUAAGUUCUGCUACGGCAUCAACUUCGACAUGAGCACAGACAACAUCGCCAUGCUUCGAUGUGCAGCAGAGUAUCUAGAGAUGACAGAGGAACACUCUAUAGAAAACCUCGUCGUGAGAACCGAGACUUACCUGAACGAAGUAGCUCUCAAGAGCUUAUCGAGCUCGAUCACAGUCUUGCACAAAACAGAGGAACUCUCGCCCGUUGCUGAAAGAGUGAAACUUGUGAGCCGUUGCAUCGACGCAAUCGCUUACAUGACUUGCCAAGAGAGCCACUUUUGCAGCCCUUCUCCUUCUUCGAGUAAUAACAAUGAGGUUGUGGCUCAUCAGCAACAGAGCAAGCAACCUGUGGUUGACUGGUGGGCUGAAGACUUAACCGUUCUUAGGAUCGAUUCGUUUCAACGUGUACUCAUCGCUAUGAUGGCCAGAGGGUUUAAGCAGUAUGGUCUUGGUCCUGUGCUUAUGCUCUAUGCUCAGAAAUCUCUUCGAGGCUUGGAGAUUUUCGGGAAGGGAAUGAAGAAGAUUGAGCCGAAGCAAGAACACGAGAAAAGAGUGAUUCUUGAAACGAUCGUAAGCCUUCUUCCUCGGGAGAAGAACGCAAUGUCGGUUAGCUUUCUGUCGAUGCUUCUAAGAGCAGCGAUAUACCUAGAGACAACGGUUGCGUGUAGGCUUGACUUGGAGAAGAGGAUGGGAUUGCAACUGGCUCAGGCCGUUCUUGACGAUCUCUUGAUUCCUUCUUAUUCGUUCACUGGAGAGCACUCCAUGUUUGAUACCGACACUGUUCAGCGCAUUCUCAUGAACUAUCUUGAGUUUGAAGUGGAAGGAGUCAGGUUAAGUAAUAGUGGUGUUGAUCUUGCUGGUGAUAUGGAACGUGUUGGUAAACUGAUGGAGAAUUAUUUGGCUGAGAUUGCUUCGGAUAGAAAUGUGAGCUUGCUGAAGUUCAACGGUUUAGCUGAGCUUAUUCCUGAACAGUCUAGAGUUACUGAAGAUGGCAUGUAUCGAGCCGUCGAUAUCUACUUGAAGGCGCAUCCGAAUAUGAGUGACGUGGAGAGGAAGAAAGUAUGCAGCUUGAUGGAUUGUCAGAAACUAUCACGAGAAGCAUGCGCUCACGCAGCUCAGAACGAUCGUCUUCCCGUUCAGACCAUUGUUCAAGUCCUUUACUACGAGCAACAACGUCUACGCGGUGAAGUCACUAACGAUUCAGACUCACCAGCCCCACCGCCACCACAACCAGCAGCAGCUGUUCUUUCUCCCAAACUAAGCUCCUACAACGACGAACUUUCCAAGCUAAAACGCGAAAACCAGGACUUGAAGCUCGAGCUUCUCAAAAUGAAAAUGAAGCUUAAAGAGUUUGAGAAAGAUAGUGAGAAGAAAACAUCAACAACACCCAUGAGCAGCAAUCCCAGUUCUCCAAUCUCAUCUGCUUCCAUGGAUAAGCCUCCAUUGCCGAAAAAGUCAUUCAUAAACUCUGUUUCAAGAAAACUCGGAAAGCUAAACCCUUUUGGCAUCCCUCCAUACAACGCUAGAGGCAAAACCAAACCACCCAAAGAUCGGAGACACUCUAUUUCUUGA